Molecule: messenger RNA, 189 nt
Organism: Cooperia oncophora
Lineage: Eukaryota; Metazoa; Nematoda; Chromadorea; Rhabditida; Trichostrongylidae
Source: the annotation of a GenBank genome assembly
GGUGGUGAAGGUGCUGCGAGCCUUUCGGUGGCCCAGCAAUACGUUGAAGCAUUCCAGCAACUUGCAAAGGAGUCCAAUACAGUGAUAUUACCAGCAAAUCUAAGCGAGCCAAGUUCGAUGGUAGCACAAGCACUCACUUUGUAUGAGAGUAUAGGGAAGAAACAAACUAAACAAAUAAGUGAUAAGUAG